GCAGGUUGUAGCUCGGCGUGGGGGCAACAAAAGCCGGCCACCAUGGGUCGCAUGCACAGCAAUGGCAAGGGCAAGAGCCGCUCGGCUCUGCCCUACAAGCGCACCUCGCCCUCUUGGCUGAAGAUCACCACCGCCGAGGUGGGUGACACCAUUGCCAAGAUGGCCAAGAAGGGCAUGACCCCCUCCCAGAUCGGCGUGCUGCUGCGCGACAGCCACGGCAUUGCCCAGGUCAAGAGCGUGACGGGCUCCAAGAUCCUGCGCAUCCUCAAGGGCCAGGGCCUGGCCCCCGAGCUGCCCGAGGAUCUGUACCACAUGAUCAAGAAGGCUGUGUCCAUGCGCAAGCACUUGGAGGCCAACCGCAAGGACAAGGACGGCAAGUUCCACCUCAUCCUGGUGGAGUCGCGCAUCCACCGCCUGGCCAGGUACUACAAGAAGACCAAGAGGCUGCCCCCCAACUGGAAGUACGAGUCCGCCACCGCCUCCGCCCUGGUGCAGGGUUAAGCGGCAGGCCUGAGCUGCCAGAAGGGGCAGCGCAGCUCUGGAGGCAGCAGCUUCCCUUCGCAUUUAGCACAGCGCAGCGUGGUUGACCGCGCGCUGGGAUCGACUGUUGCACGGUGCUGGUGCUGUUGACCGCACCGAAUGAUGUAACAGGAGGCUGAUUUGUUUA
Chlorella variabilis is the source of this 667-nucleotide messenger RNA. Its product is annotated as cytoplasmic ribosomal protein S13. Gene Ontology annotation, cellular component: cytosolic small ribosomal subunit; ribosome; nucleolus. The transcript has 4 exons. Gene Ontology annotation, biological process: translation. Gene Ontology annotation, molecular function: small ribosomal subunit rRNA binding; structural constituent of ribosome. The record is from RefSeq and is a predicted model, not a curated record. The coding region runs from base 43 to 501 and encodes 152 amino acids. NCBI's taxonomy places the organism in Eukaryota, Viridiplantae, Chlorophyta, Trebouxiophyceae, Chlorellales, Chlorellaceae.